AUGCCUCCUUCUGUCUGCGAGCCCGCUCGCGCGUUCAGGCGCCCCGACGGAUCUAACAAGUGGUGGACAGAACAUGAGGAAGAGGUCCUCGUGAACCGAAUCCUCAGAGACGACCCUACGAAAGGCGACAUGAACAACCGAACUGCCGUAACUUUCCACGGUCUCUGGACAGCGCUGACGACUGUGGACCUAUGGCCCAUUUUCCUCGUUGGCCUCUUCGCCUGGAUUCCGUUCCAACCGACAGCCAACUACCUUUCAAUCAUCCUUCGCGACAUGGGAUACUCUGUCUUCAGGUCCAAUAUGCUUGCGAUACCAAGCUAUGCCCUAUUCGCCAUCAAUGCAAGUAUAGUCGGACCAAAAGUGCCCAAGCACAAAACACUAAUCUCUGAUGUUCAGGUUCUGAUCUUUGGUUGGUUAUCCGAGUAUUUCAAAGAACGCUCCAUCGUAUCGUCCUGCAGAAAUAUCUGGAUGCUUCCUUUCUUCAUAGCACUUGUCGCUCUGCCCGAGUCCGCAAACCCCUGGGUCCGGUAA
Colletotrichum aenigma is the source of this 531-nucleotide messenger RNA. Its product is annotated as putative transporter. Bases 1 to 531 code for a protein of 176 amino acids. NCBI's taxonomy places the organism in Eukaryota, Fungi, Ascomycota, Sordariomycetes, Glomerellales, Glomerellaceae. Gene Ontology annotation, cellular component: membrane. The record is from RefSeq and is a predicted model, not a curated record. Gene Ontology annotation, molecular function: transmembrane transporter activity. The transcript has a single exon.